This is a messenger RNA of Acaromyces ingoldii, 3687 nucleotides long. RefSeq lists its product as hypothetical. NCBI's taxonomy places the organism in Eukaryota, Fungi, Basidiomycota, Exobasidiomycetes, Exobasidiales, Cryptobasidiaceae. The record is from RefSeq and is a predicted model, not a curated record. Bases 452 to 3418 code for a protein of 988 amino acids. The transcript has a single exon.
GAAAUUUUUUGGGGAGUGGUUUAAAAUGUCGUCAGCGGUUCAACCUGAGAACUUUUGGAGUGGCCAAAGGCGAGAGAAAGAGAGAGACACACUGCUCCUACUCGUGUGGUAUCGCCUGCCCUCUUACCUCUCUCGACGACGUCCACCGCCAUUCUCACUCCCUUCCGCUGCCAAGAGGGCAAGAGCGAGGGCAAGGCAUCGACAUCGAGACGGAGAAGGAAAUCGAGCGGUCCAGGGAAAGAGAGCAUAGCCAUACGAUGGAGCCGUCAUCAUCGUCAGCAUAGCCACACACACACACUCUACCACCCUCUCCUUUCUCCCCACUUGCACGCUCGCGACUGGUGCGAGCGACCUCUUUCUUUCUCCUCUCAUAUUCGUCUAUUGCAGAGUCUAUGAUCUAGUCGACUAGAUCAAAACCCCUUUCUACCCACCAAACUCCGAUCAAUUCGCAAUGAUCAGCCCGCAGGCUCAGAACGCUAUUGGCGCGCCACUGCAGGCAGACGACAGCGCCGUCGCCUCGCCUGACGAUCCGCCCGAUCAUGGUCGACCUCCUCGAGGUUCGGUGGCAGCAGCUGCAGCUGCACACGCCGACGCGAGGAGGUCGCCUGUAUCCUUUGCCAGGAGUGGCUACCCGCAUGCAUACAGCAGCCAUGGCUUCAGCAGGAGCUGGACGAGCGCGUCGUCGUCCAUGUCUGAUCAGCCACAGCGCCGACCGAGCCUCGAGUUGACGGUGCCGGUGCCCGCGUCGCCCAGUGUCGCCGACAGCCAGUCGGAUUUUGAGCACGAGCACGAGCUUGAUAGUCCGAGCUCACUCUCGAGCUGGAACUCGUAUGUCGGCGGACGUCGUGGCGACCUGGCCGACGUCGAGGACCUCGAACUCGACGGUGGACCUGGCUGUGAGCCCGAGCUCGAGACCGUCAGCGAGCUCGACGAAGAGAGCAGCAGCUUCGCCAGCGGUAGCGAUCGUCCCUUUCCGGACUCUGAAGACGACGACCAUCUCCACCAUCACCACAAUGGUCAGAGUCACAAUCACCAGCAGCAGCAACAGCAGCAGCGACUUCACUACUCUUCCACGCCAUCGCCUCGGCGAAAGGUGCAGGCUGCGCCACCGCCACCGACGUACCCGCACUUUUCGCCCAGGGCAGGCGGACACGGCCUCUCGCACGCCUCGCGAUAUACCCUCCGUGCGCCACCGAACCUGGCGGCGAGGAGGAAGAAGGGCAGGAUCGCAGAGCUGGCCGACGAGUCGGGGCCCAACGAUCCUUCGUCAUUCGCUCCUACCGAAAUGCCCAGCAGCGCGGUCGGCAAGGUGGAAAAGGCAAAGGUUAAGCGAACGCCAAGCCAGACGUCCAAGACCUCGCCGGCUCGCAUCGUCAAGGACCAAGGCUCAGACCCGCUAGCGGAGCAAGAUGCGAAGCAGCAGCAGCAGACGCAUACAAUGGCGCCUUCUCAGCCGGAAGCGCAGGGCAGCGGCAAGGACGAGCCAGGCACGCCCAAGCCCCACUCCUGUGCCUCGUCCUCCUGGAGCGAGUUCGAAUUCGUCGGACCACCACCCAUGCCUGCUCGCUGCGUCAGCCCCAGCGAAACGGUUCCCGCCGUGCCCAGCCCCCUGUCCGUCUGCCUCAACUCUGCAGAUGAAGGCGAACAAACGGCGGUGGCCAACCAGGCAUCGUCCAAUGGCAACAUCGAGACGGAGACGUCCGCUGCAGACGAGACGGUGACAAUCGACAAAGAGAGCAACUCGCCCUCUGUCUUGCAAAAGUCGACUGAUGCCACUGUGGCUCUCGGCAAAGACAACGCGACGCCUUCUUCCUCUUCCUCGCCACCGGCGUCCCCAGUGCUGGCUCGCAAGCCAUCGCGCAGUCGACGCUCUUCGUCGCCCACACGGAGCAAGCCGAAGAUGCCGCUCCGACCAUGCUUCCGUCGUCGCGCCUCUGCCCGUCCGGCCGACACUGACUCGGGGCUUUCCUCCAAGCGAGAAUCGUCUUCGGAGCGCGAGUCAUCGGGCCGCGGCAGGGCCAACAAGGUGCGCUUCUCUGUCGCUCCACCGCAGGAGGUCCGCACCCACAGCCCAGUCGAAUAUGACCGUAAGGCAUGCCCGAUUAGCAACCGGCUCAGCCCUGAAGACGUCGAGGAGCUGCGCAACAUGAAGAUGGAAAUGGGCCUUCUCGAAGCAAAGUGGGCCGCCAUGUCGGCUUGCAAGGACAAUAGCGAACACGGCACUGACGGCGAGGAGUCGGACUCAUCGUGCCCGUCCACGACAUGGGACCCUCGCAAGUGGAAGGCGGACAAGAAGGGCGCAAUUCCCUCUUCGGCAUCCGCGCCAUCGACGCCAUUCCGCGAUGAAGACGACUCGAGCAACAGGCUUUCGUCGCCGUCAGAUCCUCACCGUAAGCGCGCCGACUCGAUUGCGUCGGAAUCUCCCUCAAGCAUGUGUGGCAGCCGAUUUGCAGAGAGGGAUAGCGCGCUAUUGGGCCCGGGAGGACGACUAGCAUCGAGGGCUGCCAUGUCACCGUCGGAGCACCUGCGUAUGGAGCGAGAAAAGGAGCGCGAGAGGGCGUGCCGACUCGCAGGCAUCGGGACGGGCGUAGGCUUCCGCUAUUCGGGCGGCCAGAGCUCGGCAAGGCAGAUGCAUCACGGUGGAAUGGCACCGCUCGGGUGCCAAUCCUCGCUCAUCAGCAGGUUUGGGCUGAGCAAGCCACCGCCUCCUCUGCCGGGCACACCGCCCACCUCGAUGAGGAGCAGCCCUUGCUCUGGACCGAGCAGUCCCCACGAUUAUCGAAGUAUCGAGGAGCAAGAGCAGCAGACAGAGGCAAGAGGACGUUCGCAGAGCCCUGGCACGAGCCAGAGCCCCGCGAGGAGCGUGUCAGCGCCUCCUGUGCGCGGAAGACCAGGCACCCAAAUCCAGAAGGAGGAGGAAGUCGCCGAGCAAGACGACGGCGACGACGACGAACAGCCUCGUGGACGGUCACUCGAGCUUCGGAAGGGGCCACGACCCACGAAUGACUCGACUUCGACGGACGCGACCGUCACCCAAGACUCUUCGUCGCCAUCCUCGUCAAGAUCCGUCUCGACAAUCCCGUCGCUGACGCAUACAAGUCCCAGCCCCGAUCGGAGCUCGGCGUCUUCGUCCCCUACGCGCCGUGGAGGUACAGCCUCGUUUCUGUCGACAUAUUCGCCUCCCAAGCCAAAGGAGCCGGCGCAGGUCCACGCGCCAUACCCGACCCGCCCGUCCCUUCCACCAUCCAAGGUGUCGCCACUGCUCUACAAGCAGGUUCCGCCAACGCCUGCUCCUCUGCCAGUGCCGUCCUCUUGCGGCUCUUCUGCCCCUUUCUGCGGAGGAGGAGGAUGUGGUGGCUACGACAGUCCUGCGAGCGAGUUCUACGAGUCUGGCAGCGAAUACGACCUCAUCGGUUGACUGCACCUUUCCCAUUUCCCACUUUCUCAGCAUCAAGCAUUGACAAUUUCUCGAUACUUUUCCUUCUCUUGAUACACCCGUUUCUUUCUCAACAUCACACACCUUUUGGGCAUUUUGUUACAGUACUCUACUUCUCCCGUCAUCUUUUCUGCAGCUUUCAGUCUCCUCUUUGGCCUUCCUUUUUCAUUCCCGCUUGUCUCGUCCUUGUAAUCAAUUUCCGACAUCCAGAGCAUCACUUUUACUUUCUCCUCGCAAAUACGAGCCCAUGC